AUAAAUAAACGUAAUACAGAUAAUACGUAUACACUCGAACACAAGGGAUUGAAACAAGAAGAAAGAACAAAAGGAAAAAGAAAAGUGGAACACCAAGUGAAGGAAAAUCUCUGGAGGAUCAGAGGCACGAGCCGGGCGUUAUUCUUCGAGGGAAAAAAUCCAUUCAUGUGUUAACGUUACAGCGAGAUAUGCGGCUGUUUUAUUCGGUUGCCGUCGUCGCCUGGGUCUCCAGCUGUCUGGCCACACCACCACCAGGGUACGUCAAAAAGCCGGAUACCGACAAGGAUCCCCCAGCUUACGAGUACAGGUACGAAAUCGGAGACGUCGAUGGCAAGGGACACGGUAAGUCGGAAACUAGAGGCGGAGAAUUUGCGAGCGGAAGCUACUUCGUCAAGACCGACCAGGCCAGCACCGACGUCAAAUACUUCGUUGACGACUGGGGAUACCAUCCAGUGGUCCAGUACGGGUCAGCCGACAAGCACAGUUCGACCACCGCCAGCCUAGCACUCGGCGAACAUGCGGUCAAGGCGCUCAGGAACGGCGGUGAAGUCGGUCGAAAGGUCGAGCUUCCAAGUCAGAAGCCGAAACGAAAGCAGGUGCAGAUCAUCCAGCCGUACUUGAUCGAGGUUGGCGAUCCAUCGGGCGUGAAUCCUGGAGAUGGGAAUCUCCCCCAGGACCCGGGGGAGGAAUCGAGGGUGUCCUCGACGGCUUCGAUCGGCUCUUUAGGACACUCGACACCCACGGAUGAAACCGCUUACGCGGCUUCGAGCACACCGGCAUCCUUGACGCCGAGGCCACUGCCGUACGCACCGCUUCAGGAGGUCAGAGACAUCUACGCUAACAACGACUACCAGAACGCAGCGCUGAUUGACGAGCAAUUGUUUCUCCAAAGCGCGGCCGGAAACUUUGGACAAAAGGUACACGCCUCCUCCGCUUCUUCGGGGGGAUCCGGUGUGGUGACGAUUGAAUCGCACUCGACGACCUCACGACCAGUGUCCGCGUCGCCGGCUUACUCUCUGACGAAACAAAACGGUGACGUGACCUACACCAUUCACUCCGGGUCAGACGCAAACACGGCGUACCUGUCAGCCGCGGGGAAACUGAACAAGAAGAACCAGAGCUUCAGGAACCGGUAUCAAAACCGGCAGAAGAUCGCCGUUUCCUCGACCACCGAAGCUCCCAAUUACUCCGAGGACGAUCAGAGUCUCGUUUUCAUCUCGUCAACACCCACCACUCCCAUCGCUGUCACCCCAGAAUUCACCAGCAAUGACCUGAGCCUCGAGACCAGGGUGAAGUACGACUAUCCCCGGCCGGAGCAGACGUUCACUGAAUUUGGAACUGCCAAUCCCGGCCUGGUGAACAUUGCUGUGGCCACAAACAGUGACGGGGUACUUGGAAACGAGGAAAAUCAUGAAACUGUUGAAUUCACGCAGGAGAAGACUGAGAACGAGGUGCAGAGGGGGGAUCAACCGCCUCCACAUGACGAUUCGACCAGCUUUGUGUCCACCGUGUUCUUCAGGAAGCCUAUCGUCGUCGCCGAUGUUACGCCGGGACAUGACCUGAGCUAUACCACACCCUGCAAGUGCAACGAUCAACCCUUCCUCCACACGACGCCAACUCCUACGUUAUCCACAACGGUUCACCCGGUAAUAUCGACGACUGCGGUACCCGACACUCCGAAGUACUCGACUCAGAGCCACAUCACGACAUCAGCUGCCAUUUUGAACCCCAUACAGGCUGGCGUCACCCUGGUUCAUGCAGGGGAAACGCAUCUUAUAACGGACCAGGUGUCACAAACGUCAGAAAGUGCUGUGAAGAUCUCUGAAUCGACGCAGGCUAAGACAGAGAGUACUUACGAAGAGGCCUCUUUUAGCUCGGAGAAAUCACAAGACCGGGAGACGCUGAACCUGGAAGAAAGGAUCCAGCAGUUGCAAAAGGAACACCAGGAACACCAACUGCGCGAAGAAAAUAGGAUACACCAGGAACGGCAGAGUCAAGUGCAGCAGCUACAGGAGCAAAUACGGCUUCAACAGAUUCAGCAAAUCCAGCAGGAACUGCAGCUGGAACAAAAUCACUUCCAGAUUCAACAGGUUCAACUGGAACAGCAGCAGCAGUUUGAAGAUUUCCAGAAACAUGAAUUGCAGCAGGAGGCACAAAGAGCUCUAGAAAAUCAGCAACAGCAGAGUCAGUAUGAGAUUCAGCAGGUUCAACUGGAGCAGCAGCAGCUUGAGGGUUUACAGAAACAGGAAUUGCAGCAGGAGGCACAAAGGGUUCUAGAAAAUCAGCAGCAGCAGAGUCACUAUGAGAUUCAGCAGGUUCAACUGGAACAGCAGCAACAACUUGAAGGCUUACAGAAACACGAAUUGCAGCAGGAAGCACAAAGGGUUCUAGAAAAUCAGCAGCAGCAGAGUCAGUAUGAGAUUCAGCAGGUCCAAUUGGAACAGCAGCAGCAACUUGAAGGUUUACAGAAACACAAAUUGCAGCAGGAUGCACAAAGGGUUCUAGAAAAUCAGCAACAGCAGAGCCAGUAUGAGAUACAUCAGAUCCAGCCAGGUGAUCAGGUGCAGAUAGAGGGCGGUCUGAAUCACGAAUCGCAACUGGAGGUGCAACGUGAACUUCACAAAGAACAGCAACAGAAUCAGUACCAUACUCAAAAAGUACAGCUAGAGCAAAACUUCCACAACGAAGAACCACAAGAGCACAAUUUACAACAGGUUCAGUACCAUGGUCAGCAGUUUCAGGUGGACCAGCAACGCCAAUUCGAGGAUGCGCGGAAGUAUCAGUUACAGUUGGAAGCAGAGCGAAAGUUGAGAAAUCAGCAGCAAGAAAAUAGUUAUAUUUAUCGACAUCUUGAAGGGGGUGCACAUCAGCAGGAGGAAGUAGAACUGCAACAAGUUGAGGCAUCGCAGCAGAGUGAGCAGCUCCCGGGGCAGCACCUUGUUGCAGAUAUUCUGAAGAUUCAGGAGCCGGUGAUUGAGAAUCAGCUGCAUCAAGUGCACCAGCAGCAGAGUAAAGUUAACGUUCAACAAGUUCAGCAAUCACAGCAAUUCGAGGCCCAAAAGCAGAGCCGGGUAAUAGAAAAUCAACAAGUGCAACAACUUCAGCAAUUACACCAACAGCAGGAGCUGCAACAACAGCUGAAAGCGUAUCAGCAGCCAUUAAGCAGUUUCGUAGCCACCCAAGAACCGGGCGAGGAUCCAGGAAUUGAGAUUCAGAAGUCGAUCGAGAUAUAUCACAACGAACCCGUGCAAGAAAUACAUUAUCAAGCCCAAGUAGCUCCUCAAGUAGAAUCUUCCUCGAUCGAUCAGCAGCCACGGGUACAGCAGCAAUACAUCGAACUCCAGAACAUCGAGAAUACUCAACAAGCUUAUCGAGGGCAGAGCCAAUCCGAAGGUCAAGUUUCCUUCGAGAAUAAUCAGGCAUCUCAGCAAGGCUACCAGAUCGGACUUAAAGAUCAUUUUCCUUUGGGAGUUGAAAACCAGGCGCAACAAAUUUUGAUAACCGAGAAUCAGGCCAAACUGAAUCCAGUUUUCGAAUUGACUUCGAAUGCUCUGUCCCAACAAACUGCGACCAAUCACGGUGCUCUUCUGCACGCUUUCACAACUAACCACGAAUCUGGCGGUCAACAUGGUUACCUUCUUCCAGAGAACGCUGUUCGGACUCAAGAACUUCAUCAGUCGGUGGCAACUUUCGGAAAAGUAGGCGGUGCAACGCAUCAAAAGGACCAGUCCAACUCCCACGCUCAUUCUCACUCGUACGAGAGUAAUCGCGAACAGCAACAAGUGGCCAGUGUUAUUCCGUAUACUCUUGAACCGUCCAGAGAGUUGAUCAUUCCUGGACUUCGGACAGCUACGAUAGAGGUGGUAGGGAAUCCGGCGUUUGAAAAGCACGCUUUGUUGUCUGCUCAGGGGGCGGUGCAGAGUUCGGAAAAUUACGCGGCUCACUCGCACGGCGUGAGUUCGGUGGAACGGAUAGUCGAGAAGCAUAUUCCGGUGCCACAACCGUAUCCAGUGGAGACGAUAGUCGAAAAGAAGGUACCGUUCCCGGUGGAGGUGGAAAAGGUUGUCGAGAAGACGGUACCAUACCCUGUCGAUAGAGUAGUGGAAAAACACAUACCAAUCCUGCAUCCUUAUCCCGUUCACAUCCAGGUACCGCAACCGUACCCCGUAGAGAAGAUAAUCACGAAGCCCUACCCGGUGGAAACCAUCGUCGAAAAACCGAUCCGAGUUCAUGUACCGGUGACAACGAUAAUCGAGAAGAAGGUCCCGGUGCCACAGCCGUACCCUGUUGAGGUCGAGAAGGUGGUCGAGAAGAAGGUGCCCUACCCAGUGGAAAAGGUCGUUGAAAGGAUAGUCGAGAAGCCGGUCCAUAUCCGCGUUCCCUACGCAGUCGAGGUGCCGAGGAAUGUACCUUACGGCGUUCGGUACGGAGUAAGCUACCAGCAGAUCAUGACGCCGCACUCACACAGUCUCUACGUCAGUCACGGAAAACCCCGAACGCCAUUCUACGGCCUUCCGGCGAUAACUCGUCAGCGCGAAUUUCGCCACAAGGAGAACCUGCACGCUGAUUACAACCAGCAACUGGUCCAGGGAUACAGUUACGCAAAACCGGCCGUCAGUUUCGUCGAGGGUGGAAAUGGGCAGGACAUGCUGGCCUCCGGGAGUCAGCAACAAACCCAUCAGUACAAGCACUUACAGCUUUCGCAGAGCUUCAACAGGAAGCACAACUCCAAGGGAAUCCCGACUCAUUAUUCUUCGAGGAGACACGCCGUUAGAUCCGGUUCGAAGGACACAUCGAGAAAGGAGGAGUACAUUGGCCCGGUUCCGCCUCAGCGGCCCCAGAUCCUCACCAGGCAUCACCAGCACUCACUUCAAGGCCAGCAUCCCGCCCAGCCCAGAUCACCGCAGGCAUCGACCGCUGCGACCCGGUCACCGACCUCGACCACGACCUUGAGAAGGUCACGGGAACAGGAAAAUAAACGCAACGAGAACACUGGAAGCUUCAGACAGUCCAGGGUGGAGUAUGGCUUCAAACCGCCAAUGAUACCCUCGGUUCAGUAUGACGAAAAGACUGCAUCCAAGGUCGAGAGUUGAUUCGGUAUACCUUGAUACUGGAGAAAAACGCACAAACAUACAUUACAAAGAAAAAGCCAUUAACUUAUUGUCCCACACUCACACACUAGACCUUAACUUAUCGUUAGUAUCACUGUUUCGUAUGUCAUAGGUCAUUGACUAGACAUAAGGUAAUUAAUAUUUAAACUGGGUUAUGCUCUGCUCACCGAACGAUUGUAAUAUGUAAUCAUUAUUUUAUAUAUUUAUCUAAGGCUAAAUUUUUGUACGAUUUUUAUACACGUUAUAACUGUGUUUGAAAAAAGAAACGAAAAAAG
This is a messenger RNA of Diprion similis, 5386 nucleotides long. RefSeq lists its product as uncharacterized. The transcript has 6 exons. Bases 189 to 5093 code for a protein of 1634 amino acids. NCBI's taxonomy places the organism in Eukaryota, Metazoa, Arthropoda, Insecta, Hymenoptera, Diprionidae. The record is from RefSeq and is a predicted model, not a curated record.